Messenger RNA from Penicillium salamii, 2553 nucleotides. The record is from the annotation of a GenBank genome assembly. Lineage: Eukaryota; Fungi; Ascomycota; Eurotiomycetes; Eurotiales; Aspergillaceae.
AUGCCAAGGAAAAAGCAAAAUCAGGACUCAGGGGAAGAAGCCGUCGUAGGCGGUGUUGCGGAAUAUGCCGAUCCGCCAUCGCCGCCGCCAGUUUCGAAAUCGCGCAAACGCGUCUUCCGUUGCCAAUUCUGUGCGAAGGAGUUCCUCCGAAAUGAGCAUUUACAACGACAUGAGCGACUACAUACCAAGGAGAAACCUUUCAGCUGCUCAACUUGCUCUCAAACAUUCACCCGGAGAGAUCUGCUCGCCCGCCAUGUACGGAUCUCGCAUGCUCCUUUGGUCGAUCGCUGUGACUCAGGAUCAGUUCCUCAUGGCCAGGAGGAGCCUCAACCCACUGAGCGUGACCUCGGUCCUUCAAUAGAUGUGCACUCGUCCACCGCACAUCACGAAGGAUCUUCAUGGAAUGCCUCAAAUCAGUGUUAUCCAAAUGUCACGUCUUCCGGUCCAGGGUUGUCCCUGUGUCCAGACCCAAGGGUCCCGGCGAACUCAACAUUAUCUGCUGACAACACAGGGGUAUUUUCACCCCAGCUGACGGGCGAUGUACCGCACAUCUCAUGGGCACAGCCGAGUAGUAAUUUCGGGGACUUUGCUCUGUUCAUUGACAGCAUGGACCUGCCUUGUGGAAAUAGUGCUGCGUUUCUGCUCGACCAACCAACCUCGGCCCUUCCAUCCCAUCCAUUAUUCGGUGACCUGAACGAACUACAGCCGGAUGGUCAGAAAAAUCUAUCACAUAUGCCCCUACUUUCUCCAGCCGAGGAUACAUCAACACCACGCCUCUUCGAUGAGUUUUCAUCUACAUUUCCUUCCUUCGAACCACCUUCUAAACAUAAUUUCGAGCCCUGGAAAGUGACCCAGCAAGACUGGGAGCAUUUACUGAGCGAGCUUCAAAAGAUGGUUUCCGUCCUCCCUGCCAACUUCUUACUCCCAUCACGUCACACCAUGACUCGCUAUAUUGCAACCUAUUUCUCGGGGUUUCAUCGUCACCUACCGUUUCUACACCUACCAACUUUCAAACCUACAGAACACCCAGUGGAGCUGAUCCUAGGUAUGGCCAUCAUCGGAGCACAGUCUGCAUUUGAUAACGCCAAUGCUGUUAUGUUCUUCCGAGCGUCGUACGCCAUCACUUUGGAGCGUUUACGGCGCCGCAAAGCCGAGCUUUGUGAAAUGAAAUAUUUAACAGAAGACGGAUCGAACAUCCGACCAGCUCCGCAACAGAUCCCCCAUCUCAAACCUGGACAGCCAAUUCGAGACGUUCCGACAAACCGACCCGUGGGCCAGCACGGAUCUGACCAGUUCGACCCUCUACCUAUAGCUCAGACUCUCCUUUUGCUGAUGGCAGUGGCAACAUGGGGCAACUCAAAAAUGAUCUACGAUGAGGCAAUUGGCCUACAAAAUAUCCUGGUCAAGCUCAUGCGAGAUGAAAAACUUUUAGAGCCGCACAUCCAACCAUCGGAAGAUAUGGCCUGGGAUGAAUGGAUCCGUGUGGAAGGGUUUAAGAGAACAGUUGCCAUCGUAUUCUGUUUCUUGGUGUUCCAUACGAUAGUCUACGACACUCCACCAGCGAUACAGAAUUCAGAACUCAACAUUCGUCUCCCGUCGUUGGAGUCAAGCUGGGCAGCACGGAGUGAGAAGGAGUGGCGUGAGACCCGCAGACAAUACAAGCCCGAGUCUUCUUUCCAGUCUUGUUUCACCCAACUUUUCUCGAGGGAAGGCAAUGCGAAGAAUUUGAGCCACCAUGAAUGUUCCUCAUUGAGCGCUUACAUUCUCAUACUUGCGCUGAUCCAACACAUCUAUCUACUAAGAGAAAUGGCUCGCUACAGACCUCCUCUCGAUCAAGGACUCGCUUCAAACGAUGUCGCAGACAUGGAACAAGCACUAAGGAACUGGCAACACAGAUGGUACAUGGAUCCAGAAUCAUCAUUCGGCCCAGGAAAUCCGCAUGGUCCCAUUUCCUUUAACUCAACUGCUCUCCUCCGAAUGGCAUACAUACGAUUAACCGUUGACGUGGGUCCGUGGCGCGCACUCAACACCCACGAUCCUCACGACAUAGCAGAAUCUAUCCACCGCAGCCCUGGACUCGAACCAACACGCAAGUUGACUCGUGCAGUACUGUACUCCGCCCAUGCGUUGAGUAUUCCCGUCAAAAUUGGUGUCAAUAUCGUGGCGCGAAAUCAGGCCUUCUCCUGGUCUCUUCAACAUUCACUCUGCGCCCUGGAGUGUGCCUUCGUCUUAAGCAAGUGGUUGAUUGCUUUACAGCUCCGUUCUUCUGGUGUCUCCAUGGACGAAGACGAAACGCGACUACUCGCUUAUAUAGCUGAUAUGGUCGCAGAGGCAGAUUCCGGAUUUAGCAUUGAUAGCCAUGGCGAUCUGACCGCAAAACUGCCUGAUUUGUGCAUUCGGGUUGUUCAGAUCUGGGCGAAGCUUCUGAGCGGAGUGGCCGUUUGGGAUGUGGUGCGCAUGAUAGGGAAGGCUUUGGCGGCAUAUGGCGAGAUACUCGAACGGGAAUGGGGUAAGAUCAUGACCGAGAGAGGUAUAUUUAAUCAUACAGGAUAG